GGGACUUUGUUGAAGUUCAGGCCUCAGAGCGACCCGAGCUGGCGCGCGGCGUAGAGCAGUGGGACUGUGUGUGUUAUUGUGUUUUGUGUCGUCACUCAGUGAACCCUCACAGUUUUGAACAUUGCCGUGAAUUUUAAUCAUGAGAUCGUCAACUCGACUUCCAGAGCAUCAUGUGAGCUGAAAUGUCAGAGCAGAUUAAGCUGCUGCUGCUGCUGAUGCUCCACCACCACCACCACCACCACCGCUCCCUGCAAGAGUUGCGUUGUGGCUCUACCCCUCCACCACCACCACCACCACCACCACCACCACCACCACCACCACCACCACCACCACCACCACCUCCUCCAUGCCCCUUCUCUCGUCAGCCAUACCCUCCCCUGCUCCGCCACACCACCACCACCAUCUCCGCUCCCUCACCACUCCAGUGCCCCACCCGUGGUAUGCCCCCGUCCCCCCACCCCGUGUUGGUGGCUCUGGUGUGGUGGUGGUCACGCGUGGCCGCGACGUUUAAUAAGGGGAGGGGGUAGGUGAGGCGGGAGGGGGCGGCGGGCGGGGCGGCAGCUGUGGCGUGAAGCGGCCUAGCGUGUCGGCUCCCGCACCGCCGCCAGGAGGACUCGCCCUCCUGCCGCAGGAACGCCAACCCGCAUGGACUUUCGUCAGAUUUUCUCACUCUAUCAUCUGGCUGAUUGAGGCGCUAUCUUAUCAGCCGUGGUGGUGGUGAUGGCGGCGGCGGCGGCGCUGGCGGCGGCAGCAGUGUGGUGGCGUAACGCUGCGGGCCCCUCCCCUCUCAGGCUGCCUUCCCUUGGCGGACUCCUCCCUCCCUCUCUCCCUCACUCCCUCCACCACACUUUCUCCGCUCUCUCCACCACCUCCUCGCCUCCCUCCUUUCUUUCUGCUGGCGGAGUGGCGGCCCGCGCGGCGCGGCGCGGUAGGUGAAGCACAGACAGCCACGUCCGCCGCCAUCAGGUGGCCUUCAAGUGACUCAGGUGGCAGCGUGGCCAGGUGGCCUCGUGGUGACCCAGCUGCCACUGGUGGAGCAGCCAGGUGGCCACCAGGUGACCGCGGCAGGUGUCGCAGAUGACCUCCUGGUGAGGAGAGGGGCGUCCAGGCGCGCCGCAUGUAAAGAGUCCUUUUGGUCUCUUGCAAUGUUUGAUGCAGCUCCAUCCCGGCGGCGAUGGUAUGGCGGCGGUGUGGUAUAUUGGAGGUGGGACCGUGGCGGCGGUGGUGGUGAUGGUGGUGGUGGCGACGGUCAUCGACGCGGGACGCUAAGGAAACAUCGAUCCAGGGAGCAAGUCUGCCUCCCGCCUCUGAGCCACCUCCACCUGCGGCAGGAGUCACGCCAGGGGCGGCCUACUUCGGGUCUUGAUGUGGACUUUCAUUUCCUCGCGAUGCCCGAUAAGGCGAAAAGGGCACUCGACGAUGGGGCUUCCUCGAGCAAGCGGCAAGCGGCGGUGGUCUGGCGAGGACGGCGGGGAGGCUCUGCCGGCGGCCAAGGUGAUCUGUACGUCACCGCCCCACGCCCUCUGUGCUGAGGACGUGCUGCAUCACCCGGCCCUCACCCACGCCCACGCUACCACUCCCGCCCUCGAGUGUGAAUUGACUAGCGGCGCCACGGGUGACCCCUCCACCACCAGGCUGGAGCAAGAGGAGCUGCCCCCCGGCGUGCCUGGCAGCGCGCCCCCCUGCCUCCCGGGGCACCACGCCUUCCCGGAGGAGUCCGAAGACGACGAUUCUGAUGACGACCACGACGACUUCAUUGACGACGAGGAGGAUAAAGACUCAGGUUUCAUCGACAGCAACUCAAUCGACAACUCUUCAGACGACGAGGUGGAGAACAGAGGGAUUUCUGGAGACGCGGGGGAGUCGUGUUCUUCCACCUCCUCCUCUUCCACCACCACUACCACCACCUCCACCACCACGGCGUCCACCUCCCUUCAACUGUCUCUGUCCAAAGUCCUUUCCCCGACCUCCACCAGCCCCCAGGUGACGCCCUCCCCAGCCCCAACCCUCACCAUGUCACAAGUCCCUAUCCUCCUCCCCAGCCCUCCCCUCCCUCUAACAGUGUACACCCCCACUCUCUCCUCCGUGGUAACCUGCACCACCAUUCCCCUCGCCACCACUAACACAUCCCCCUCCUCCCCUGUGGUGGUUCAGGCCCCAAUCACCCCCCCACUUGUUACAGGCCAUACCACCACCUCAUCCUCACCCCCUCCCCCUCCCUUCUCAUCAUUCCCCUCCCUACCCACCACCACCUUCCUUCUCACCUCUGUCUCCACCACCACCACCUGCACCACCACCACUGCCACAAGCACUACUGGCACCAGCACAGAGGACCCAAGCCCCAAAACUCUCCCCAGUGAAGGAAGCAUCACCACUGUCACCGCCACCCAGACAAGCACGGUGGUCACCAGCACUUACCAGGGAGCACUUUCCUCACCAGUAUAUGAGCCCCAUCCCUUCUACCCAGGGGAGUCCUACCCUUCCCGGCCCUCCACCCCUACCUGGGAGAGCUGUAACUAUUAUGACGGCUCCCAGCCCACCACCAACAAGUACAUGGAAAUUUCCCCCAACAAGUCCACCUCCAGCCAAUCCAUUCAGUGUGACGAGAAUGGCAAGUCCUACCUGGAGCUGGGCAGUGCCUCACCCUACACCCACACCUACUCCAGUGACUGUGGCAACUACACCACAUCCCCCUCCAGCUACCCAGCACAGUCAUACAACCAAACCUACACCAGCCCCAGCUCCUAUGGUCAGCCCAGCUCAUACUACGGCCCCAGACAAAGCUACAGCCCUGGGCCCUAUGUGUAUCCCACAGGGGAGAACUACACCACCUUUGAAGGGGAGAAUGGGUGUAGCUACAACUACACUGGCAAUGCCUACGGGAGCGUACGGGGCUCCCUGCUGCCUUCCCGAGGUCCACCGCGUUGCAUGUCCCCGUACUGCGACCCCACCCGUAGCAGCCCCAGGCCCUCCUGCUACCACCAGCAGCGGCUCUCUGUGCUCAACAUGUCCAUGUACAAACUGAACAGGUUUCGCCAGUUCCCGGACCCCAGCCUUCACAGAUCCGUACUGAUCUGCAACACCUUGAGACACAUCGAGCGGGAACUGGAAGCUGAGGGAGUGAGUGUGGCCUCCCUCCUGGCCCAUUCCCAUGGCCACCCUGCACAUCCACACCUGCAGGGAACCACCCUAGGCCCAGGGUCCCCACCGUGCCCAGAGCCCAUGCCGUCCUCAUCUCCCUCACCUCCAGCAGCCACGGAGACCCCGCUGUCCUCCAUGCACACACCCCCGGUGGGCUCACCCCUGGCAACUCCCUCCACCCCACCUCCGUCCACCCCUGGUACCCCACCCCCUGCCACCCACUACAGCACUCCAGUGUACCCCACCCCCCAGUACCUCCCCACGGACCAUGCCUCAGGCUCUUACGACAGCAGGGAGACGGUGCCGGUGCACAUGCGGGCUUACCCUAACCUGGUGGCCAAUACCUCCCACGAGGAGAGUCGGGAAGGACCCUCUGGCGUGACGGCAGACACCACUGAGGGGGAGAGUUCUCCCUCCACGCCUGCCCCACGACCCACGCCUGGGCCCCAGGAGGAGAGAACAGACGCCAUCAACUGGUGUUCAGUGUUGAGUCUGUCCUCACAAACUGAUCUGGACUCCAUGAACAAUAAUGAGUACGGUGAGUGGAGCAAUGAGACGGGCGGCGACUUGGACUACAACCGGCCGGAGGACGGGCCGCCCUGGAAGCUGCCGUCCCUCAGUGCCGAGGACGUGCUCAAGUCUUUCCCUGAGGCCUCAAAAAGACUUGAAGCGAAUGAGGACCUUGAUUCCAUUAUAAAUGUCUUGGUUGGUUCUUAGCAUUUAAUGUAGUUUAGCUAAUUGUUAAUUCAUUCCAAAGGAAUCAGUGUUAAUAUUUUGCCGCCAUGCUGGCAGGAAAAAUACAUCGCAAUCCAGUGCAUUUGUGGACAACCAGACUUUGCUCAACCCCUGGCUGGCGCGGUGGGCCACACCUGCAGCCUCCCGCCCACGUCCCAAGGGUGCUGGCCUGCUUAGCCCAAACCUGCAGCCUCCUCACCGUGUCCCAAGGGCUCUGGUCUGCCCGGCCCUAGGAAGCUUUGCUGUGUGGCUGAGCAGCAAAGGGCCAGUAGCCCCUCUGAUUAAGGUUAAAUACUGUACCUGCAUAUAAUAUACAGAUAUUAAGUUCUCAUUCAUGUAACAGUGGCAAUAUUCAAGGUUCCGUACCAGAGUUUUAGGCAGGUAGUUGCCAAACUAUUGAUUACUUAAGACAAAACUUAAAUCAUAUAUGUGCUACAUUAUAGACAAAGGUGCUUAUAUUCAGUUUUAAUUGUUACUUUGAUUAUCUACUGAGUAAUGUUGACAUUUUUCAUCUCAAGUGGUUGUGUCAUAGUAUUUUCAGUAUUUACAUGCUACUUUGUUUUGUUGUGGCCUGGAAUGUGAGUAAGCUAGUGCUGCUGCAUGGGAAGUGUGUAACCUUUGUGGCCCACCUGCAAGUUCAAAAUAUUGAGCCCCAUUAAGUCGGGUAGGCAAAAGGCAGCCCCACCUUCACCCCAAGCCACGGUGGGGUCUAAACAUGUCACCUGUGGGUUUUUCUUUGGUGCCAAUGGGCCACAGCUUGCUCAGGCCAACACGGGUCACUAAAAUUGUUCAGAGUGCAACGUUUUGACUCACAAGUAAUGUGGCAGUCACACGAGGAGCUAGUUGGGUCCUGAGUGGACUGUGAUGUCCCACUUAUCAAUUACUUGAUCUCGGGUGAUUUUAUUAUAGAAUGACUCGUUGAUUCUAGUCGUGGUGAACGCCAUAGACAGCAGUGACCGCGUGGUGGUGCCGCGCAGUGCACCUCACAUACUGGCAACAGCUUAUACUUGGUCUCCUGUUCAGUUUCCUUGUGGCCAGCACUUGAUAACUUUGAAUCUUAAAAAGUCUUUAAGAGAACAGAAAUAUUUGUUAAUUUUAUAUACAUGCUAUUCUCUAUAUUUUCUCUAUGAUUUCUGUGAGAUUGUGUGAAUUUGUUAACCAUCAAAAAGUAGCAAUUUUUGUAUUGUCUAGGAUUUUUUUACAAGUGGUUCUGAAAAGUACACUUUGGUAUGUCAAUUGCCUCCUCAACUGUAGAGAUGUACAUGGGAGGUCCACGAGGGUCUCCUCACCCACACCUCCUACUAAUGUUUCACUGUCUUAUCUCAAAAGUCCACUUGACCAUCCCCAGUCUGGCAGUGUGUGGGGUCAGCUCAGCCGGGCCGGCAGUGUCACACCUUGGGUGGGAGUGGCACCAUGCCGGCCCGGCAGCCUCACGCCACGGCUGGGUUGGCACGCUAGUGUUGCCCAAUGAAUUUGCUGCAGCAGGAGGUAGCACAAGUGUGAAGUACAAUGGCACUGCCUUAACAAUAAUGAUAACUAGUUAGACGAUACUUAAUUGGCUGUGAUGACAUAAGGAAGCUCCCUCACUUAAGGCUGAGCGAUUUGUAACCUCGGUUGUGCUCUACUCAAAUUCUCAACCACUGACCACUAUUGUGAUACGAUUGCUCAGUAUGUAGUAGAGUAAACAGGAGAACCAUGUCGAGAAUUUACAGUUAUUAUUUUUUUGUUUGUUAGAACGCAAGCAUAUGCGAGGCCCGGUUCCUCGUCACCCCACGCCUGCCUGCCCCUUGCCUUGCACACUGCUGCUGCUGCUGCUGGGGACACACACACACACACACACACACACACACACACACACACACACACACACACACACACACACACACACACACACACACACACACACUUCUCCGAUGCCCUCCCCACCCCCUGGCCGGCACGAGCGAGCUUGAGUACAUACAUUCAAUUAUUAAUGGUUUGGUAAAAACGAUGGCGGUGUGUGGGGGGGUAAUGGGGCACCUCCCUCCCUUCCCCCGAGUAUUGAUUAGCUGAGGACACGGCAGACCAGCAGCCGCCGCCGCUAAAGCUGGGGCGCCGCGCCACCGCAGCGGCCCUCGUCAGGAGCGGAGCGUAGUCCCUCGCCCCGCACCUUCUAGCGAAGGGCGAGGAGUGAAACGGAGCGGCCGGGUCAGGGCGGGGUAGCAGCAGCAGCAGCAGCUUUAGUGCAGAUGUCAGCUGAGCUGCGUGAGGGCCUCGGGCCUGCACAUCAUAAUUAUCUGUGACCCUCUCUAGGGAUGACCCAAUGGUUACUAUGGUAAUGAGUCACAUAGCAGAGAAAACUGUGUAUAAUUCCUCGCCAUCCGCGUCGUGGUGGCGGCGCGGCGGUGCGGACGUACUCGUACUUACACCGCGGUAGAGCCGAGGGAAGAACCAAGCCAAAGACUUUCCGUAUGAAAAAAUUAAGGUGACAAAUAAGUUUUGGCAGUUUCAUAGAUGGCUUUAUGAAGCAAAUGAAAUGUAUUUUAUAUAGAUUUUUGUGUAUAUAUUUAUUAUAUGUAAAUAUCUGUAAGUAAUGUCAAAAUGAUUAAGCAAUAAAAAAAUCAAGUGUCAA
Molecule: messenger RNA, 6487 nt
Organism: Portunus trituberculatus (swimming crab)
Lineage: Eukaryota; Metazoa; Arthropoda; Malacostraca; Decapoda; Portunidae
Product: mucin-2-like
Exons: 3
Coding region: 1366-3858 (830 amino acids)
Cellular component (GO): nucleus
Molecular function (GO): transcription regulator activity
Source: RefSeq, a predicted model, not a curated record